AUGUCCAAUCCCUUGCCGGCUUUUGAGACACUGAAGUCCACGAACAACGGUAAAGAGAUGCUAUUGCUUAUCAUGAAACAAUCUCCAAAUCACGAAGAUAAAGAUCAACAAUGCGCUCCAAGUAAAUCCAAUGCCAGCAUGGAUAAUUUACACGAUGUGACCUUCUUUCCCUUUGAAGAACCUGAAGAUGCAUUGCGCAGCCUGCUGACCAGAUGGAAUCUUCUACAUUUAUUUGAUAGUCUAAGAAACGAGAACAUGACCAUAGAUGUGUUAAAAAUCAUGAACAAUGAAGAACUUAAAGAGUUGACCAGCAAUUGGAAAAUGGGAGAUCGUGUUCUCUUCAAUUAUCAUUUUGAACGUUGGCGCGAGGAAAUUAAUUUGCCCAUAACUGUUAGGAAACAUUUUACAUCCUUUGGUGAGCAAUUGUCCAGUGUGCUGCCUGUGGAUUCAGGAGAAUUAGUGCUGGGCAAUGUGGCCACUUCUUUGAAUAAUCUUACACCACGCUCCACGGGAUCUCGUUCGCCCAGCAAUAGAUCCUUGCACUCAGUGGAUAUUUCCCCCGAAACCACCGAAAAGAAUCGGGUAACUGUAGCCGAGAUUUUGGCCAAUCAUCGUAAUGGCCAGCGCAUUAUAGAGGCCUACAAAAAACAUCAGCGCCUUAAUGAGGAACAACGAAAUCUGGUGAUAACCAUGAUUGGUAGUUAUUUCGAUCAAAGAAACUAUCACAUGUCCUUGCAAACCAGUUACCGCUUGGAAAAGGAAAUUUUGGCCAUGUUUCCCAGUGAAAAGGUGGAAUUCUAUCGCACCGAAAGGCGAGGUAGAAUUUAUACCAAAUAUCAAAAUAUUAAAAAGUCCUCGAAAGUAUUCUCAGAUGAUGAGGGAGACGAGGCGACGGGAGGAAUGGGUCCGAAAUCACCGAAAAUACAAAAAGUCGUACCUGAACAGGAUGCUUCUGCCUGGGUCCACACUCUGAAAUAUGCCAAUUUGACCUGCGUGGAAUUCGAUAUUACUUGGCAAGCUUGCAGCAAUUAUCGCAUCAAUCAAAUUUUCAAUGAAUGUAAAAAUAUCACCGAAAUUUUAAACAAAUGGCCACAAUAUCUGAGACCACAGGGACACAAAUUGAUCGAUAAAGAUUUCAAUGAGCUGUUUAAAAACUACGAAAAUUUCAACAAUUGGGGUGGCAAAAUGCAAAAAUUGUUUUCAUUCUUGAAAAAACUUAAGCAUGUAAGAGAUGCCUCCAAUAAAAGGAUAUUGGAAUCACUAUUGGCCAAACAUGCCGGAGAUGAUGCUGAUUUAUUUUCCCUGAAAACCUUGUGGUGCCUGCAUUCCUAUUUGCAUCCCACCUCUCGUUUUGUGCGCCGCGAUGCCAAUGGCAAUAAAAAUAUACAACGUUUUACGGUCAAGGAUUCACAAGAAUCAUUUCUCUAUGUUGACCUUUCCAUACAGAGUCUGGAAAAGCAUAUUGAGUCCUUGCUGCAAAGAGGUGAAAGUAUACAACCUUUUAUAUUGGCAGUGGGUGAUUCGAUGUUCUCCAGCAUAGAACAGUGUUUUGUCUAUUUGGAUGGCAAUUUGCUUGCUUUCGAUAACUUUCUGCGGGCUUUGGAUAUUUGCUUUAAAUCAUUUCAUUUAUUCAAUUUACAAUAUCCGAAGGCCUCAGAUCCUUUUUGGACAUUUAUCGAAGCAUAUUUCUAUGAUAUUGAUACGGGAUCAAAGAAAAGUUACAAAAUUAAUACCCUGCUGCAGGAGCUUAGGGAUGGAAGAGAAGGCUAAGAGAAUAUGGAUAUUAUCUUCAUAGGAAGAUGUGUAAUAUUGUAUAAAGUAUUUUAUAUAUACGUAGUAAUAAAAAUAUGUAAAAAAUCUUAUAAAUAAAAUUCAA
Messenger RNA from Stomoxys calcitrans (stable fly), 1876 nucleotides. RefSeq lists its product as uncharacterized. The transcript has 6 exons. Lineage: Eukaryota; Metazoa; Arthropoda; Insecta; Diptera; Muscidae. The coding region runs from base 1 to 1770 and encodes 589 amino acids. The record is from RefSeq and is a predicted model, not a curated record.